UCCUCAAUGCGCAUGCGCUGUGAAAGGAAACUCAUUUGAAUCAGACAAGCGGAGCAACGACAGUUUCUGCGUUAGCGUCUUAAAACCUACUUCAUAUACUUCAAUGGCGGAUCCACGAGUACGACAAAUUAAAAUUAAAACCGGCGUAGUUAAACGAUUAGCAAAAGAAAAGGUGAUGUAUGUAAGAGAGACCCAGCAGCAAGCGGAAAAGGUUGAGAAAAUGAAAGCUGAAGCUGGUGAUGAAUACGUGAUUAAGAAACAGAUUGAAGUCUUGCAGGAGUCCGAGAUGAUGAUCCCUGAUUGCGAGCGCCGCUUGGGAGUAGCAUGCAGAGACCUUGCGCAGUUAUUAGAAAAUGAAGCAGACUUGGCAGAGUUGGAGGAGUUCAAAGAAGCACAAGCCAUGCUGGAUUCUGUCAAGCUGGAAGGAUAAUUAUUGACCGAUUGCUUUAUGUACCUGCACUGAGUCCGUUCUAUACAGUUGGACCACAUUUUGGAACAGUUGUGCCUAGACAACAAAGAUUUGAACCUGAUCACAGAUUAUAUUUGUUUUCUAAUUUUUUUUUUUUAUUUAGUAUAGUCCUAGACUUGUCCUAUACAAGCCUGCAAUUAAAGUGAUGCUCUUGUAUAUGGAGCGCUAUUAAAAUAUCAAUAAAUUGUUUUAUGAUUUUAUCAUCA
Messenger RNA from Polyodon spathula (Mississippi paddlefish), 675 nucleotides. Its product is annotated as tubulin-specific chaperone A-like. Gene Ontology annotation, molecular function: beta-tubulin binding. Bases 104 to 430 code for a protein of 108 amino acids. Gene Ontology annotation, biological process: post-chaperonin tubulin folding pathway; tubulin complex assembly. The record is from RefSeq and is a predicted model, not a curated record. The transcript has 4 exons. Gene Ontology annotation, cellular component: cytosol; microtubule cytoskeleton. Lineage: Eukaryota; Metazoa; Chordata; Actinopteri; Acipenseriformes; Polyodontidae.